CAGAUUUGAGGAGGAGGGUGCAGGGCAAGAGCCCGCGGAAGCAGCCAGUCUCCGCCCUCGGGGAGGAAGAGGCGGAGCCGAGCUCCCCUCGCUCGCUGCCCUCGGCUGGGCGCGCAAGCGCUGCCGGCCGUAGCCGGUCCCAGUGCAGACAUGGCCUCCGGAGCCGGCGCCACCUGCCCGGCCGUGAAGAUUGGAAUUAUUGGUGGAACAGGCUUGGAUGAUCCAGAAAUUUUAGAAGGAAGAACUGAAAAAUAUGUGGAUACCCCGUUUGGCAAGCCAUCUGAUGCCUUAAUUUUGGGGAAGAUAAAAAAUGUUGAUUGUGUCCUCCUUGCAAGACAUGGGAGGCUGCAUACCAUCAUGCCUUCAAAAGUUAACUACCAGGCAAAUAUCUGGGCUUUGAAGGAGGAAGGUUGUACACAUGUCAUAGUGACCACAGCCUGUGGGUCCUUGAGGGAGGAGAUCCAGCCUGGCGACAUUGUCAUUGUGGAUCAGUUUAUUGACAGGACAUCCCUAAGGCCUCAGACCUUCUAUGAUGGAAGUCAUUCCAGUGCCAGAGGAGUGUGCCAUAUCCCAAUGGCUGAGCCGUUUUGUCCCAAAACAAGAGAGGUCCUUAUAGAGACAGCUAAGAAGCUAGGACUUCGGUGCCAUUCAAAGGGAACGAUAAUCACAAUUGAGGGGCCUCGUUUCAGCUCCCGGGCAGAAAGCUUCAUAUUCCGUACCUGGGGAGCAGAUGUUAUUAAUAUGACCACAGUUCCAGAAGUGGUGCUUGCUAAGGAGGUUGGCAUUUGCUAUGCAAGCAUUGCCAUGGCAACUGAUUAUGAUUGCUGGAAGGAGCAUGAAGAAGCAGUUUCAGUGGACAGAGUUUUAAAGACCCUGAAAGAAAAUGCCAAUAAAGCCAAAAGUCUACUCCUCACUACCAUACCUCAGAUAGGGUCGAUGGAAUGGUCAGAAACACUUUGUAACCUGAAGAACAUGGCCCAGUUUUCUGUUUUGUUGCCAAGACAUUAAAAUAGCAUGACUGCCACAAGACAACUUUCUACAUCUAGUCAUUUUGAAGAUUUCGUUUAACUUUAAAAGACAAAAACGAGACAGACAUGCAGCGUUCAUGCCUUUGCCUGCAGAAAAACUACGUGUUGGGAGAAGGACAGACAGUGCACGACGUGUUCGAGACUCCACCUAAGAGACGUGACUACUCCAGAACACGGAGAAAACAAACGGCCAGUGGACAUGGGGAGCGUCUUACACUAUAGGGGAACAAAAACACAAGAUGUUAUCCAUCUUACAUCUCCCUGUUGAAUUACAACAAUAAUGAAUGGGGAAAAUAUCCAGUUCCCUAUCCUGCCACUGAAUAUGAGCUUGAAAUGGGACUCUGGCUGUCCUGUGAUUGUAGUUGGUAUGAUCUUUCUGGAGGGCAACUUGGUAAAGUUUUUAACUUAUGAACUUUGCUGCUCCUAGAAGUUUCUCUUUAAAUAGUUAUGAGAGAUUCAUACAAAGAAUCAGGUGUGGAGAAAAAUGUUUAAUAAUGUGAUUUGUGGCAAAUGUUCAAAACAAUGUGAAUCUGAAAAUUACAGGUAAAUUAUGUUUCCGUUAUAAUUAGACUGCAAAGCAGUCAAUUGAAGAUCAUGUUUAUGCAUAAAGAAAUGGUCACUAUAAUAUAAAAUUGAGCUCCUGAGUAAAUGCAAUUAUAACUCAACCCUGUUGCAAUGCUUUCAACUCUGGUUCUUGGAGAUCCAUGGAGAAUAUGGCGAGUCACAACUGGGAUUUUUGAUUGUUCACAGUGAUAUAGACAGUUCUGUAUUUUCCUUCAUUCUUAGUAGGUGUCUGAGAAUGUCGGGGUGGGGGUAGGAAUAUGUUUGGCUGUCUUGAGAACAUACAGUUCUCUCCAGCUAAGAGAGUCACGCUUUCUAGCAGAGUCGUAUUCAGACCACUACUUUUCUAUUUCCUUAGUCCUUCCUUCAUUGUAAGAUGUGUAAUAAUGUAAGAUCUACCAUCUUAACCAUUUUUUUAAUUUUUGAAUAUUAUUUUUAUUUUAUGGUGUAUUGUUUUGCCUACAUGUACGUAAGUGCACCCAUGUCUUGGCAUUCUUUUUUAUUAGCAUAUAUUCACUAGAAAGUGGUGGGUUUUGUUGUGAUCUUUUCCCAUCCAUAUCAUGUAUUUCACCAUUCAUGCCCCAUUACCGUCUUUCCUCACCUACCUCCUCUUCACUGUCCCCUCCCUCCUCCCGAAAGUGCCCUUUUUGUUUUCUGUCUAUGAGAGGUGUGACAUUUGUGUCUUAUUUUACUCUUCUGACUAAAUAAAAUCCCAGUGUGUUCUUUA
Nannospalax galili (Upper Galilee mountains blind mole rat) is the source of this 2316-nucleotide messenger RNA. RefSeq names its product methylthioadenosine phosphorylase (gene Mtap). Gene Ontology annotation, biological process: nucleoside metabolic process. The transcript has 8 exons. Gene Ontology annotation, cellular component: cytosol. The record is from RefSeq and is a predicted model, not a curated record. NCBI's taxonomy places the organism in Eukaryota, Metazoa, Chordata, Mammalia, Rodentia, Spalacidae. Gene Ontology annotation, molecular function: S-methyl-5-thioadenosine phosphorylase activity. The coding region runs from base 151 to 1008 and encodes 285 amino acids.